AUGGCUGAUACAGAAGCCGAUAUAUCGAAAAAUGACCCGGAGGAGCAAGUUACCCCUCUGUCAAAUCAGAGGCGACAAUGGUACCGCAGUACGCUAUUCAACGCCUGCGUUAUUGGGGGUGUUGGAUUUCUAGCUCCAGGUUUAUGGAAUGCCAUGAACUCUUUGGGUGCUGGUGGAGCUGAAUCACCAUAUCUCAUCAACGCUGCUAAUGCCCUUGUCUUUGGACUUAUGGGCUUUUUCUGUCUGUUUGGAGGGCCAAUUGCCAAUACGAUCGGACUCUCAUACACGCUUCUUCUCGGCGCCAUUGGAUACCCUAUUUAUUCGGCGGGACUUUACACUAACAAUCGUUUCGGCAACGAAUGGUUCGUGCUCCUUGGUGCCGUGGCCUGUGGCAUAUCUGCCGGUCUUUUUUGGGCGAGCGAAGGAGCCAUCGCCCUUGGAUAUCCGGAGCCUACUAAACGUGCUAGAUAUCUAAAUAUCUGGGUGUGGUUUAGAACGCUUGGACCAAUUGUCGGUGGCGCUAUUGUCCUGGGACUGAAUGUAAAGACCUCAGGCAAGGGAAGCGUCGGCUAUGUUACCUACCUCAUCUUCAUUGUCUUGCAAUGCCUAGCGGCUCCCCUUGCCUUGGCUCUUUCACCGCCGCACAAGGUCCAGCGAAGCGAUGGGUCGCGAGUUAUCGUCAUGGGAGAAAAAUCCUUAGCCGCUGAGUUCAAAGCGUUGUAUAAAACAUCCAGAAAGCGCAAUGUCCUUCUCCUUCUUCCCAUAUUCUGGGCUGCUUAUUUCAACCAGUAUAGCGGCAACUUUCAGGCAUCCUAUUUCAGUUUAAGGGGAAGAGCCCUGAUCGGCUUCGUAAGUAAUUUUGCGACGCUCUUUUCUUCGCAGAUCCUUAGUCAAUGGCUUGAUUGGACUCGCUUCUCCGUUCGAAAGCGGCUAGAAUAUGGCUACUAUUAUGUCGUUGCAACACAUAUUCUUUCGUGGGUUUAUGGCUGGGUAGUCUCUCAACAAUACACGGCGAAUCCCCCAUUACUGGAUUGGAGCACACCCGGUUAUGUCAAAGGCUUCUUUGUCCUGUUUCUAUGGAGCUUUUCACAGCAGGCGGCUCAGAGUUGGCUCUACUAUCUUGUAGCCACCAUGACCGAUAAUGUGUCAGAGCUAACUAGGUUGACGGGUAUACUGCGUGGCCAGGAGAGCUUUGCCCAGGCGGUAUCAUAUGGUCUCAAUACGAGGGGCUGGUACGGGGGACGAGUGCCGCUGGCAGUAAACACAAUUCUGCUUGGAUUGGCUGUCGUUCCUACUUAUCUUGUUGUUCGUAGUCAUAAUCCUGACGAGGCGGAAACCGAUCUGCAAGAAAAGUCUCCGGAAAUAAGCAACGAACUAUUGGAAACAGAGAAGCAAUAG
Molecule: messenger RNA, 1398 nt
Organism: Trichoderma virens Gv29-8
Lineage: Eukaryota; Fungi; Ascomycota; Sordariomycetes; Hypocreales; Hypocreaceae
Exons: 3
Coding region: 1-1398 (465 amino acids)
Biological process (GO): transmembrane transport
Molecular function (GO): transmembrane transporter activity
Source: RefSeq, a predicted model, not a curated record